AUGUCUGAAUCACUCGAUCUCUCUUUGCUGAAGGGAACCCCCGAGCAAAGAGCAGAGGUCUCCGCUGAGCUGCUCAAGACAUUGAAAACCAAAGGAUGCGCCAAGCUAAAGAACCAUGGUAUUCCAGAUGAACUCGUUUACGGGCUAUUUGAUCAGACUCGUCGAUUCUUCUCUCUUCCGUUGGAGGAUAAAAUGCUCGCAAAGCACCCUCCCGAGGCAAAUCCAAACCGCGGCUACAGCUUCGUGGGACAAGAAUCUGUUUCUGGUAUCUCCGGCUUCGAAAAGGGACUACCACAAGGAAAAUUCGUUCGAGACAUCAAGGAAACUGUCGACUACGGUUCCGCAACUGACAACCUCGUUGAGAACCAAUGGGUACCCGAAGAUAAAAUCCCCGGUUACCGCAGCUUCAUGGAAGACUUCUACGACAGAUGCUUUAAAGUCGAACUCGAAAUCCUAGCCGCCCUUGCUACUGCUCUCGGCAUCUCCGAAUCAGAUAUGGUCAUGCUACACAAUAAAGCCGAGAACGAAUUCCGAAUCCUCCAUUACCCUGCCAUUCCAGCCUCCGAGUUGGCAGAUGGCACUGCAACCCGUAUUGCAGAACACACUGACUUCGGAAGUAUCACUAUGCUCUUCCAAGAUUCCGUCGGAGGCUUACAGGUGGAGAAUCAACAGAAUUUGGGAGUCUUUGAGGGUGUCGAGUCUUCUAAUAAGACCGAUAUCAUUCUGAAUAUUGGUGACUCGUUUCAGCGAUUGACAAAUGAUACAUUCCGCGCUGCGUGUCAUCGGGUCACAUAUCCGCCUACUGUCAAGGUUGGCUCUGCCGAGGUUAUUCCCGAACGCUAUUCGAUUGCAUACUUUGCUAAGCCGAAUCGACAUGCGUCAUUGUUUCCUUUCAAGAAGUUCAUUACGCCCAAUACCCCAUGUCUCUAUGAAGAUAUUACAGCCUGGGAUUAUAACAACUUGCGUAUUGCUAAGCUGUUUGGGCAAGCUUAG
Molecule: messenger RNA, 993 nt
Organism: Penicillium angulare
Lineage: Eukaryota; Fungi; Ascomycota; Eurotiomycetes; Eurotiales; Aspergillaceae
Product: isopenicillin N synthase family dioxygenase
Exons: 3
Coding region: 1-993 (330 amino acids)
Molecular function (GO): dioxygenase activity
Source: RefSeq, a predicted model, not a curated record